UGGCCCUGGUUCGUUCAAGUGAAAGCCAAAUUGAAGGUUCUUUCCAGUUCUUGCGGAGGUAGCAUCCUUAAUGAGCAGUGGAUUUUGACGGCGGCUCACUGCGUCUGCUCAAACGUGGAUGUGAUAGCGGGCACAAACACUGCGUUUGAUCCGAAUAAGAAAAUGAUUAAAGUUCAGGAAAUUAAAACCUUCCAAUAUAACGACGAAACAGUUGUAAACGAUUGGGCUCUUUUGAAACUGGCAGAACCCCUGACGUUCAACAAGUCAGUACAACCUAUCUGCUUGGCUGACCCCAACGUUGUUGAAUCCUACGAUGUGUGCGUUGCAAUGGGUUACGGACGCACCGACCCGUGUAAGUACAACCCCAAGGUUUUUAGCUAA
Molecule: messenger RNA, 381 nt
Organism: Helobdella robusta
Lineage: Eukaryota; Metazoa; Annelida; Clitellata; Rhynchobdellida; Glossiphoniidae
Exons: 2
Biological process (GO): proteolysis
Molecular function (GO): serine-type endopeptidase activity
Source: RefSeq, a predicted model, not a curated record